AUGGCCGAGGAUCUAGACACGAGCAAGAUCAGAAAUUGGCGAUCAAUAAUCACUCUGAUUGUCUUCGUGAUAACUAAUAUUAUCGUGCUUUUCCCGUUCAGCGUCCCAAUCUACAUCCCGCGAUGGCUUUACAACGCGACCCUGGAUACACUCAGUGCUCUGCGCAUAAUACCCUCCCGCAAAGUUUCGCCACGAGACCAAGAUGAGCGAAGCUUCAUGGUACGGAUCAAUAUACCCCUCAAUUUUGUUACCGCACCUUUAGCAGCCGAUCUCUUCUUGUUGGCCAUCCUGGCGAUUGGGCGAAAAGAGGUACACGAUGGAACGAUCGGCGCCGACAACAUUUCUCCAAUUGAUAUCAUGGCGUUCUUCCUCACGCUUGCCUAUAUUGCUAUCUCGAUCGAUGCCUCCGGACUUAUUCGAUGGCUUGCAUUCAAGGUGCUCCAAAAAGGUGGUGGAGUAGGCCACCGGUUAUUCUUCUACCUCUACGCUUUCUUCUUCGGGCUGGGCAGCUUCAUCGGCAAUGAUCCCAUCAUUCUAUCUGGCACUGCAUUCCUUGCCUAUAUGACUCGAGUAUCGAGCAAUAUUGUGCACCCGAGAGCCUGGAUCCACAGUCAGUUUGCGGUGGCCAAUAUCGCAUCGGCUGUUCUGGUCUCCUCAAACCCAACGAAUUUGGUCCUCGCAGGAGCUUUUCAGAUCAAAUUCAUCGUCUAUACUGCCAACAUGAUCGUUCCAGUUGUGGCAACGGCGAUAGUCAUGUUCCCUUUCCUACUGUACAUCAUCUUUGCUGAUGAAUCUCUCAUUCCCUACUCCAUUCAAAUGCAUGAGCUCUCCGAGGAAGCAAAGGCCAGGAAGCCAGUCAACCCCAAUAUUCCCCACGCAAGGGGUAACGCGGAAGAAGAGGAAGAGAUAAACAACGAAAAUGGAAAACUACUUUCUCUCGAAGAGAUCAUGAAUCCAUUCUUGGACAAAGGAGGCGCCGCAUUUGGCGCGGUGAUUAUGGCCGCGACACUCAUUACCCUACUUGCGAUAAACGCCGCAAGUCAAUCUGGACAAGAGCACCCCGUGUUUUGGGUUACCUUGCCUGCUGCCUUCAUUAUGUUCUGCUGGGAUCUUGCCUCUGGUUGGAUCCAUCGGCACGAGACGCGCGAGAUUGCAGCCAAGGGUCGACGGGAAGUGGAAGCCGCGAGAGCAGAGAGGGACUGUGAAGGAUCAAGUCGUAACCUGCAAGAGCAUGACGAUAAUGCAAGCGAUCGCAGCAGGCGAUCAGAGGUACUGGAACCUUCUUCGCAAAGCUCUUCCCGGAGUUUCGUGGAUGGUGACAAGGUCUCACACGGUAACCCAGAUAUCACCAGCCGCAAGCGAGCUCCUCGAGAUGACUCCGAGAAGCGCCUGUCAGCAGACCCGGUGUACUCAGGAGAUGAGCCUUUCCCAAAGAUGUCGGUGCCUGUUGGGGUAAUGGAUACUUCUCAGAAGCUCACUCUCAGCACUUCUCCCGAGCCGCUGGAGGUGACACCUACUUUCGUGGACGAAGAGAAACGGGGUGUGUAUCAGAAGGAGACAAGCUCACCUCAAACUCUGGUAUCGCUUACAAAAGACCUUUAUCGGUGGCUGCAGGAGACCUUUCCAACUGUCACCGUGGUGGUCUCACAUAUGCCGUUCCCUCUUGUUCCAUUCGCACUCGCCAUGUUCGUGCUGGUGCAGGCACUCGUCACCAAGGGAUGGGUGCCUGUAUUUGCGUAUGGUUGGGAUCACUGGGUCAACAAGACUGGAAUAGUAGGAGCAAUUGGCGGAAUGGGCUUUUUGUCCGUGAUUCUUUGCAAUUUCGCUGGAACAAACAUUGGCACAACCAUUCUCCUCUCCCGAGUAAUUCAAGCGUGGCAAGAGAUUCAUCGACAGAACGGGAUUCCUAUUAGCGAUCGCACUUUCUGGGCCUCUGUAUACAGCAUGGCCAUUGGUGUUAACUACGGCGCUUUCAGCACUGCGUUCAGCGCAUCGCUUGCAGGUCUUCUAUGGCGUGAUAUUCUGGGGAGAAAGCAUAUUCGCGUUGGCAGCAUCGAGUUCGCACGAGUCAAUCUCCCUAUCAUCGCUAUCGCCAUGGCCGUUGGAUGUACCGUCCUCGUCGGAGAGAUUUACAUUAUGCGGAAAGACACUCCUUACGACGCAUGA
Molecule: messenger RNA, 2166 nt
Organism: Penicillium subrubescens
Lineage: Eukaryota; Fungi; Ascomycota; Eurotiomycetes; Eurotiales; Aspergillaceae
Product: putative arsenite efflux transporter ArsB-like
Exons: 3
Coding region: 1-2166 (721 amino acids)
Biological process (GO): transmembrane transport
Cellular component (GO): membrane
Source: RefSeq, a predicted model, not a curated record